Pipistrellus kuhlii (Kuhl's pipistrelle) is the source of this 4876-nucleotide messenger RNA. RefSeq names its product PEAK1 related, kinase-activating pseudokinase 1 (gene PRAG1). Gene Ontology annotation, biological process: protein phosphorylation. Gene Ontology annotation, molecular function: ATP binding; protein kinase activity. Bases 270 to 4496 code for a protein of 1408 amino acids. The transcript is spliced from 6 exons. NCBI's taxonomy places the organism in Eukaryota, Metazoa, Chordata, Mammalia, Chiroptera, Vespertilionidae. The record is from RefSeq and is a predicted model, not a curated record.
CGGAGGGGCGGGGCCGGCUCGCAGCUGCCACCCCGCGGGCCGCCCCGGGCCGGGCAGACGGCAGCCGCCCGCCGCCGGGCACGCACCGCGCGCUCUCCCCGAACAAUGCUCCGCGGCGCCCGGCCGGGCGGCUGGCGGCUCGGCGACCGACGGCGAGGCCGGGGCAGCGCGGCCGCGAGGAAGCCGCUCUGUGACCCACGUCUGCCUCCCGCACGACCGCGCCGGAGCGCCCGGUGCAGGAUGAGCCAGCCGCGCCGCGCCCGCCCACGAUGCACCAGACCGUCCGACUGAGCCCCGACCGCCCGAAGAUGUCCGCGUGCAGCGACUUCGUGGAGCACAUCUGGAAGCCCGGGUCCUGCAAGAACUGCUUCUGCCUGCGGGGCGACCACCAGCUGUCGCCCCCCUGCCCCCAGCCGCGAGCGGGCGGCCUGCCCCCUCCUCCCCGCCUGCCCCCCAGGCCGGAGCACGGCCGCCCGGAAGAUGAGGGAGUGAGCAGCUCGCCCUACUCCAAGCCCACCAUCGCCGUGAAGCCCACCAUGCUGAGCUCCGAUGCCGCGGACCUGUGGACGGAGGCGGCGAGCCUGAGCCCCGACGCCUCGCAGGUCUGGAGACGGGCCGCGGGCAAGCUGCCCCUCCCGAAGCAGGACGACAUGCCGAUGGUCUGCCUGGGCAGCUUCCGAGGCGUCCCGAAGCCCGCCGCCCCCGACGGCCACCCCCGCUGCCCGCCCGUGUACGCCAUGGUGGGCCUGCACGGCCCCGCAGACAAGGCCCGGCGAGAGGAAAAGCCCACGUUCCCCCGCCCCGAGCUGCCCGCCGCCCCGGAGAGCUGCCCCCAGAAGCCCACCGCCUGUGGCCCCAGGAUGACACCCGGCUGCCCCAAGGACCCCGGGGCCCACCCCGCUCCACAGCCUCCCGGGCCCUCCGAGGAGGACAGCGAUCAGAGGCGCUUGCCCUCCGGGGACAGCGAAGGCGGGGAGUAUUGCUCCAUCCUGGACUGCUGCCCCAGGGGCCCCUCCGCCAAGGACGCCGCCCAGGCCGAGGGGCCCCGGCACAGGCCCGGCGGAGGGGCCCGCUCCCCCGCGUGCUGGGAGCAGGGAGGAUGCGUGGGGCCGGCGGAGGCUGUGAAGCAGGCUCUGAGCUUCCCCAGGGAGUGCUGUGGCCAGGGCCCCGCGGAGAUCCUGCCCCACCGGGGCCCCAGGAAGCCGUCCCCUCCCUCGGAGGCGGCGGCCAGCUCCUCAGACGGCCUGUCCUGCGGCAGCGCCAGCAGCGGCGCCAGCAGCCCCUGCGCCCCCCAUCUGGAAAGUGAUUACUGCUCCCUGGUGAAGGAGCCCGUGCCCGGGAGGCAGCAGGACACAGGCUGCCCCGUGGUGACCUCCAGCAGGUGCCUGGGGCCCACCGGGGAGCCCAAGCCCCCCACCCACCCCAGAGAGGCCACGCAGCCAGAACCCAUCUAUGCCGAGAGCACCAAGAGGAAGAAGGCUCUCCCGGUGCCCUCCAGGCCGCAGGGCAAGGCGGAGCAGCCAGCAGCUGGCCACGGCCAAGGCCACGGCCAGGGCAGGACGGUGAGCACCUGGACUCAGAAAACAGCAUCCAGCUGGAGCCGGGACAGGGAAGGCCCCGAUGUGGUGGCCCCCAAGGUGGCGGCCACCAUCACCAUCAUGGCGGCCUACCCCAAGGAGGACCACCGGACCAUCUACCUGAGCAGCCCGGACUCGGCGGUGGGCGUGCAGUGGCUGGGCCAGCCCGCGAGCCAGGACCCUGGGGCCGGGGGCCCGGAGACCUCAGCCGGGCAGGGGAAGGGCCACCCUCACGAUGCCAGCCAGCAUGUCCCCAAGGGGAGGCCUGCCAUCCCGCCCAAGCUGUCCAGGGGCAGCCCCGGAGGGUCCCCGGUGUCCCCGUCCCCCUCCCCACUGUCCGACCUCAGCGAAGGGAGCUCGGGGGGCAGCACCGGGCCUCUGCCUUCAUCAUCCCGGUGCCCGGCCGACCCCGCUGCUUCCUGCCGGGCCAACGGCAUCGCCAACCACGACUCUGGCAGGUGUCUCCCACCUGCCACCACCACCGCCUUCACGUCGGACCAGAGGCGGCCCCGGCACCAGACUGGGGGGGCCUGGAGCCACCAGUGCCGGAUCGAGGAGGAGGAGGAGGGGGAGCAGAGCCUGCUGAGUCACAGCUGGGGAGGAGAGACGCUGGCGAAGGGCAUCGGGGACCCCUCCAGCUCCUCCACCUGGCACCACCUCUGCCCCUCGGACGGCGCCACCUCGGGGCCGAACGACAAAGUGGGCACCGGGAUGAGCAAAUCGGCCUCCUUCGCCUUCGAGUUCCCCAAGGACCGGAAUGGGGUAGAGGCCUUCUCGCCGCCUCCGCCACCUCCCAAGUCCAGGCACCUUUUGAAAAUGAACAAGAGCAGCUCUGACUUGGAGAAAGUGAGCCAGGGCUCUGCGGAGAGCCUCAGCCCGUCCUUCAGGAGCGUCCACGUCAGCUUCACCACGGGCUCCACGGACAGCCUGGCCUCCGACUCCAGGACCGGCAGUGAUGGAGGCCCGUCAUCUGAGCCGCCUCACUCGCCCAGCAGCAGCGGGAAGAAGCUCUUUGCUCCUGUCCCGUUCCCUUCGGGCUCCACGGAGGACGUGUCCCGCAGCAGCCCCCUGCAGCCGCCGCCCCUGCCCCAGAAGAAGCUAGUGAGCCGGGCCGCCUCCUCGCCCGACGGCUUCUUCUGGACCCAGGGCUCCCCCAAGCCGAGAUCGGGCAGCCCCAAGCUGAACCUCAGCCACUCGGAGAUCAACGUCCGCGCGCACGAGGAGUCCCCCCUCGGCUUCUCCAGCCACGGCAGCCGCCACCAUCACGCCUUCUCCUCGGAGCCUCUGGAGAGAGCGUUCAAGGGCAACGGCCACUGGGUCCCGGCCCCGGGGCUGGCGGGCGGCCGAAGCGGCAGCGGGAGCCCCAACCUGCAGGGCCGGGGGGUGCCCUCGGCCUCCUCCUCCCAGCUGAGCGUGGCCAGCCAGGCCUCCACCGGCAGCAACCAGCUGCAGCUGCACAGCCUGCUGAGCAGCAUCAGCAGCAGGGAGGGCACCCACGCCAAGCUGGUGGGGCUCUACGCCCAGUCCCUGGUCCGCCUCGUGGCCAAGUGCGAGGACCUGUUCAUGGGCCGCCAGAAGAAGGAGAUGCACUUCAACGAGAACAACUGGUCGCUCUUCAAGCUGACCUGCAACAAGCCCUGCUGCGACUCGGGAGACGCCAUCUACUACUGCGCCACCUGCUCCAAGGACCCCGGCAGCACCUACGCCGUGAAGAUCUGCAAAAGCCCCGAGCCCAAAGGGGCCUCCUACUGCAGCCCGGCGGUGCCCGUGCACUUCAACAUCCAGCAGGACUGCGGCCACUUCGUGGCCUCGGUGCCCUCCAGCAUGCUCGCCCCGCCGGACGUGCCCAAGGACGCGCCCAAGGACCCCGCGCCCGCCCCGCCCGCUCAGCCCCCCGCCCAGGAGCAGGACUGCGUGGUGGUCAUCACCCGCGAGGUGCCCCACCAGACCGCCUCGGACUUCGUGCGGGACUCGGCCGGCACCCACCGGGCCGAGCCCGAGGCCUACGAACGCCGCGUGUGCUUCCUGCUGCUGCAGCUCUGCAACGGGCUGGAGCACCUCAAGGAGCACAGGGUCAUCCACCGGGACCUCUGCCUGGAGAACCUGCUGCUGGUGCACUGCACCCCCCAGGCCUCCCCCGGCUCACCUGCCUCCUCCUCCUCCUCCGCCACCACUGCCACCAGCACCCCUCCCUCCACCACAGGCACUGCCCCUGCUGCUAGUCCCACCCCCGGCCCUUCCACCACCCUCCCCGCCAGCGUCACCCCCAGCCCCCCACCGCCCCCCACCUGCCCGGGGGCGCCCAGGGAGGAGCACCUGCCCCGGCUCAUCAUCAGCAACUUCCUGAAGGCCAAGCAGAAGCCCGGCAGCACCGCCAACCUGCAGCAGAAGAAGAGCCAGGCCCGGCUGGCCCCCGAGAUCGUGUCCGCCUCCCAGUACAGCAAGUUCGACGAGUUCCAGACGGGCAUCCUCAUCUACGAGCUGCUGCACCAGCCCAACCCGUUCGAGGUGCGGGCCCAGCUGUGGGAGCAGGACUACCGGCGGGAGGACCUGCCGCCGCUGCCCGCCCUGUCCCUCUACUCGCCCGGCCUGCAGCGGCUCGCCCACCUGCUGCUGGAGGCCGACCCCAUCAAGCGCAUCCGCAUCGGGGAGGCCAAGCGGGUGCUGCAGUGCCUGCUGUGGGGGCCGCGGCGGGAGCUGGUGGAGCAGGGGGGCGCAGGCGCCUCGGAGGAGGCACUGAGCAGCACACUGCACAACUGGAUCGACAUGAAGCGCGCCCUGAUGAUGAUGAAGUUCGCGGAGAAGGCCGUGGACCGCAGGCGCGGGGUGGAGCUGGAGGACUGGCUCUGCUGCCAGUACCUGGCGGCCGCCGAGCCCGGUGCCCUCCUGCAGUCGCUCAGGCUCCUGCAGCUGCUGUGAGCGCGGCCCCCGCCUGCACUUUGGCUGUCUACCCGCUUCGCAUCCGGCCCCUGCCCGUGGUCUGACCCCGCCGCGCCCUGCCUGCCUCAGAAAGCUUUGUGUCUCCCUGGGGAAAUGGUACAGUGACUGUCCUACGCGGAUGUAAUGUGUAUAUAACGUGUGUCCAUGGAAAAGGCUGAUGAGGGUGUCCUUGCCGCCCAGGGCCCCCUCUGCUCCCGGGUGCUCCUGGUCUCUCCGCGGUGAUGCACGCUCCGGCUCAGUCCAGGUCCUGGGGACCCGGCUGCCAGCAGAAUGAAGCCUGGAUCUCGUCACCUUCCUGUCUAAUUGUUAUUUAAACAAAACAAAAAAAGUCAUUAAAAAUUUUUUGAUUGAGUCACGAG